Amborella trichopoda is the source of this 966-nucleotide messenger RNA. RefSeq names its product chaperone protein dnaJ 20, chloroplastic. The record is from RefSeq and is a predicted model, not a curated record. Lineage: Eukaryota; Viridiplantae; Streptophyta; Magnoliopsida; Amborellales; Amborellaceae. Gene Ontology annotation, cellular component: chloroplast.
CUCUCUUCUUUAGUUUCUACAAAUCUCUCUCUCUCUCUUCUUCAGUUGUUGCAAAGUUCUCUCUCUCUCUCUAAAUUCCACUAUGCGCAGGCAGUACCACCCGGCCUCCUCCAUACUUCCAACUUCAAAACCACUGUUGGUCCCAACCAAGCCCAAAUCAGUGGUUUCCCCCAAGCCCCGAAGGCUAAGGCUCGGAGCCAGGCUCACAACCGCACCUCAGGCUCAUGACACCACCACCAUGUACCAACGGCUAUCCAUACCUGACACAGCAGGCUUGGAGGAGAUCAAGGCGGCAUACAGGCGGGCUGCGCUCCAAUGGCAUCCCGACACGUGUCGCUCCCAGAACCGUCGGCACUGCACAGAGCAAUUCAUCAGGGUUCAGGAGGCCUACAGGGUCUUAUCCGACCCUGUGUUAAGGGAGCAGUAUGACCUUAACCUGGAGAAUUACCAAAUUGCCCACAGCAAUUUUGGGGAUGGGUUCUUGUGUAGGCAGAGAAACAGGGGGGACAGGAUGAGGUAUUAUGGGAAUUGGGAAGGGCAGUUGGAGGAAUUGGGGCUCCGGUCCGACCAGAAAAAAUCUUCUUGGGGAGCUAGAAUGAGAGCUAAUCAAAACAAAUCAUGAUGAUUUUAUUUUAGGAUUAUGCAAUAAGACCAGGGCAUACAUGAAAUUCGAUAGUUGCAGUGUGUCAAUUUCUCAUGCUGAACAAGAAAUGCUUUUUUGGUUGCAAGCAGUUGAAUUAUGUCGGUAUCAAAUUUAAACAGUUGAGAAUGAUUGUGAACUUUUUUUCAUCUUAUCAGAUUGUAACUUUUUUUGUUUUAUCUUUGUAAAUUAUGUAUAUCGAUAUUUAGUGGUAACUCAAAAGUGUUAGUUUUGUUUUUUCACGUUGUACAGGAAAUGUUUUUUUGAUUGCGAGCAGUUGAAUUAUGUCGGUAUCAAAUCUAAACAGUUAAGAAUGAUUGUGAGCU